Penicillium taxi is the source of this 816-nucleotide messenger RNA. RefSeq lists its product as uncharacterized. NCBI's taxonomy places the organism in Eukaryota, Fungi, Ascomycota, Eurotiomycetes, Eurotiales, Aspergillaceae. The record is from RefSeq and is a predicted model, not a curated record. The transcript has a single exon. The coding region runs from base 1 to 816 and encodes 271 amino acids.
AUGGACGCACAUGCCUAUCUCGUCCGCUACGGCUGGGGUGGUACCGGCAAACCUCUCAAUCCAAAAAAUCGCGCUGGCCUCGGUCUAACCAGGCCCAUUCUCGUCGGUCGCAGACAGAACAACGAAGGCGUAGGAAAGAAGCCAAACACAGACUCAACAAACCAGUGGUGGCUUCGAGGCUUUGAGGAUGCACUGGCUGGUAUCGGGAAAGACACUCCUGCUCCUAUAACAACGUCAAAUGCCUUGACGAGCGAGUUGUAUCGGUACUUUGUACGCGGAAAGGGUCUGUCUGGGACGAUCAAAGACAAGGAAGACACAACGGAAACAGAAGAUACACCCGCUAAGUCGAAAUCAAAGCCAUCCAAGAGGAAGCGCGAUGAUGAAGAUGAUUCUGAACGUCGGACUAAGAAGAAGAAGGCUUUGCGGAAAGAGGAAAAGGCUGCACGGAGGGAGGAGAAGGCGGCGCUGAAGGAGGAGAAGCUUAAACGUCGAGCGCUGCGGGCAGAGAAGAAGGAGAAGAAAGAGAAGAAAGAGAAGCGCAAGUCUGAGAAAUCUUUGAAGGAAAAAAAGUCAAAGAAAUCUGUUACCAGCGAGGAGUCGUCUACUUCUUUUUCGACCGGGAAGGAACAAGACCAAGGAUCAGAUGCUAUGGAGGUGGACGAGCCUUCAAUCCAAACAAAGGUUAAGAAGGAGAAGAGAGAAAAGAAAGAAAGAAAAGAAAAGAAAAGCAAGCGAUCUGAGCAAGACAUUCAGGGCAUGGAGGACAUGGACUCCAAGAAAAAGUCCAAAAAAGACAAGAAGUCCAAAGCAGCUUGA